This is a messenger RNA of Castor canadensis (American beaver), 499 nucleotides long. RefSeq names its product cytochrome c oxidase subunit 7A2 (gene Cox7a2). Gene Ontology annotation, cellular component: respiratory chain complex IV. Lineage: Eukaryota; Metazoa; Chordata; Mammalia; Rodentia; Castoridae. Gene Ontology annotation, biological process: regulation of oxidative phosphorylation; mitochondrial respirasome assembly; mitochondrial electron transport, cytochrome c to oxygen. The record is from RefSeq and is a predicted model, not a curated record.
AACCGUGUCUGUCCUUUGACGCUUACGUAAGGCCGGGAGGUAGUUCCGCUUCCGGCGUGGGGAUUUUCGUUCGUGGUGUUCAGUUGUCGCGGUUGGUGGGCAGUAACUGAGUCACGAUGCUGCGGAAUGUGCUGGCUCUUCGUCAGAUUGCCCACAGGACCAUCAGCACUGCUUCACGCAGGCAUUUUGAAAAUAAAGUUCGGGAGAAACAAAAGCUGUUUCAGGAGGAUAAUGGAAUUCCAGUGCAUCUAAAGGGUGGGGUGACUGAUGCCCUUCUGUAUAGAGCCACCAUGGUUCUUACAGUUGGUGGAACGGCAUAUGCCCUGUAUCAGUUGGCUAUGGCUUCGUUUCCCAAGAAGCAGAAUUGACUGCAGUCAUACCAACAACUUUCAUUCAGCUCUCUAUGGACCAGUAAUGUGAUGAAUAACUGAGCUCUGCUUUGGGGAUCAAUAUUUAUUGACUUGUACUCUCUGCCACCAAUAAAGCAGUCUUUACCAUG